AGGAUCCCUAUAUACAAUCUUUGUUUUUGUUUUGAUUUUUUACGUUUAUCACGCAAUUACGCUUUAGUAUUUGUUUCUUACUUAUCGGCGGCCGGUGUCCGAGGGUAGCUUUGCAAUCUGAUUCAACCUAAAGGGUUGUGUUGGAACGCGAAUAUCGCAAUUUAUUAAUCAUUUGGAGAACUUAAUUUCUUCAAACAAUUGCAAUUAUCAACGAUUGCGUGUAUGGCUAUUACAGACUUCAAAUAAAAAACAAAUGUCUAUUCAUUGCAAAUAAAUAAUUACAUACACGGGAAAACACUUGAGUUUGCUGCUACUCCUACUCUGAAGUGGUGGGGUAAUCUUAUCAUGGCAUUAGACAACAACUAUGGAGAUAAAUACAACAACUGGCACCCCGGCAACGAUGAGUACUAUUGUAACGCUGAGGCAACCAAUAAUUUCGAGUGUCUAUCAUUGGUCAAACAAUUAUUGGCAUGUCGGCGUUUUCAAGAUCGCUGGCCAGUUUGUUGGUCAAAGCCUACAGCUGAGCAGAACGAUACAUCCCAUCGCAUGGAUAUAUACGAAAAACAUUCGGAAGAAACGCUAAUACGAAUAUGGCACAUACAAUGUACCAUUGUUGUGACGUUAAUGGCGAUAGCAUUGGCUCGUGUGGUGGUACGUCAUACAUUAGGGCGCCACCGAAAGGAGGAGGGAAAUGAUCGGAGUAAAGGAGGCACGGGGAUGGUGUCAUGGUGCAAAGUGUAUAUAUUAGAAUUUCUGGUGAUCUCAAUGCCUGCUGUUGUAAGUGUAAAUGUAUUCAAUAGAUAUGUUGAUCAUAUCUUGGCAAUUGCUGUGAUCGUGGUGUUGGCAGUUGUAUGGCGCUCGAGGUGUACGCAACGAGCCAAGGAGAGAAUAUAUGAAUUUGGUCGACGACCCGCAAUCUUUACCCUGCUGCGCUCCACCAUAAGCCUGUUGACAGUUCUGUGUAUUCUUGCCAUUGAUUUUGAAAGUUUUCCAAAGAAAUUUCGCAAGACCAGACGUUAUGGGGCCGGCCUCAUGGAUGUUGGUAUUGGUCUGUUUGUAUUUUCCAUGGCCCUGGUAUCGCCCCGCUCAAAACGUUUUGCCGAUAUACGAAAAAUGUGCUUCACUGUCGCCUGCAUGUUGGUAUUGGGUUUGGCGCGAACCAUUGUUAUCACCAGCAUUGAUUACCAUCAAGAUGAACAUGAAUAUGGCAAACAUUUGAAUGCCUUCUUUACAUUGGGUCUAACAAAACUUUUUGCAACCUUACUCGGCUAUGUGGCCGGAAAAGAUAGACAUCUGUUACCACUGGGUAUUGUUAUAUUGAUAAUACACGAAGUCACGCUGCAGUGUGGCAUAGCCUCAUUUGUAUUGGAUCCCUUCGAUCGAACCGAUCUGCUAACUGCCAAUCGUGAGGGUAUCUGUUCAUUGCCUGGUUUUAUUGCCCUCUAUUUGCUAUCGCAGUACAUUGGACAAUGGAUCAAAUCGAAAGAUGUCUUGAGCUUUGAAGAAAUUAAACAAAAAUUAAUUCAUCUCUCAUGUUGCGGUGCAGUUCUAUGGCUUGUUGUGAUAAGCAGCGUUAUGGUGAUUGGCAUUGCUCGGGUCACCUGUAAUUUUGGCUACGUGACAUGGAUGCUGGCCAUUGCUGUGACCAUGUGUGCCUUAUAUUUAUUUGUAUUCGAUAUAGUAUUAGAUACCUUAUUACCGGUUAAUAAGGAGGAUCACAUUUUGGAGCUAACAAAUCCUUCGGAAAAGGGUUUACUUGGAAAUGCAGCGAGUGCUGCAACCAUUUCAAAAAUUCCCACCCUAGUAGAAGCCAUAAAUUAUAAUGGCUUGGUGUAUUUCUUGUUGGGCAAUGUUUUGACGGGUGCUGUGAAUAUCUUUCUCAAUACCGACGAAAGAAGUAACACAGAAAGUGUGGUCAUCCUUAUGGGUUAUAUGUUUCUGACCAGUCUUGUUGUUAGUUUAAUGUAUCGUUUUAAAAUAAGAAUAGCAUAGGUAGAGUAAUUAUUAUAAAUAGCAACAAAAAACAACAACAACUAUUGUACCUAUUGUGAUUCAUAACAGACUAUGUGUUUAUGUAGUGUAAGUUCCCAUGUACUACGCUAUGCCCAUGUUUUUUGGAUAUUUAUUUAUGUUUGCUUAGUGAUAAGAUUACAUGACCAAAAUUUGGUGGUCUAUGAUGUUGUGGUAUUUUUUUUAUAAAUAAAAUGUCAAUGAUUUUGUA
Messenger RNA from Musca domestica (house fly), 2221 nucleotides. RefSeq lists its product as uncharacterized. Gene Ontology annotation, biological process: protein localization to plasma membrane; GPI anchor biosynthetic process. Gene Ontology annotation, molecular function: glucosaminyl-phosphatidylinositol O-acyltransferase activity. The transcript is spliced from 2 exons. Bases 346 to 1992 code for a protein of 548 amino acids. The record is from RefSeq and is a predicted model, not a curated record. Gene Ontology annotation, cellular component: endoplasmic reticulum; membrane. NCBI's taxonomy places the organism in Eukaryota, Metazoa, Arthropoda, Insecta, Diptera, Muscidae.